AUGUUAGCGGAGUUUAAGCCUUCCAUUGUAAAAGAAGUUCCUGCAGGGUCAACUGCAGUCUUGAAUUGUAAUAGCAAUGAUUAUGACCAUAAUUUUUUAUUCUGGCUUGUUAAUAAAACAAAAGUUAUAGGGCCAGACAAUGAUUUUGAUGAAAAAAAAUAUAAAUAUGAAGUUUUGUCAGGAAGACUUCGAAUAAAUAAUGUGUCCCCUAGUGAAUCGGGUCACUAUGUAUGCUUGUCCAAACACCUUGAUGGGUCAAAGAUUUCAGCUGGAGAAGUUGAGAUGAUAGUAAAAGGCUCAGCAUUCUCAGCUAUAGAUGCAAUGAAAUUGGUUGCUAUUGUGGUCUCUAUUAUUGUUCUAAUUGGUUGUGCUGUUAUUUAUUAUCGUUUGAGAAAGCAAUGGAAGAGAUAUGACGGUCAUUCCGUAGUACCAGUUGAUGAAACUGAAGAAGAUGACGAUGCAGGAGAUGAAAUUUAUAACCGUACAACAACUACUAUUACACCAGUUCCUGGUCCCAGCAGGAAUGUAUCAUCUGAACAUUUAUUAUAUGGCAUAGACAACCAGGGAUUGGACACAGAUUUUAAUUCAGUCUUUGAAAACAUUCAGAUCAAAACACCAUCUCCAAGCCUUAUU
Iphiclides podalirius (scarce swallowtail) is the source of this 633-nucleotide messenger RNA. The record is from the annotation of a GenBank genome assembly. Lineage: Eukaryota; Metazoa; Arthropoda; Insecta; Lepidoptera; Papilionidae.